Messenger RNA from Notolabrus celidotus (New Zealand spotty), 2950 nucleotides. It is a transcript of the gene bcap31, whose product is annotated as B cell receptor associated protein 31. Gene Ontology annotation, cellular component: endoplasmic reticulum; endoplasmic reticulum membrane. Lineage: Eukaryota; Metazoa; Chordata; Actinopteri; Labriformes; Labridae. Bases 1 to 1032 code for a protein of 343 amino acids. The record is from RefSeq and is a predicted model, not a curated record. Gene Ontology annotation, biological process: endoplasmic reticulum to Golgi vesicle-mediated transport; intracellular protein transport. The transcript has 8 exons.
AUGGAGAAGCUGACUGUGCACAACUCCUCCUGCUCUCUGGUCCUGGUGGAGGAGACCAAAAAGAGCCCCCUCCUGCUGACCAAUGGCGGGGGCGCUUACCCCCCUUCGGCCUCUAAUGGCAGCCUGGUCCCGCUCGGGUCAGGGGUGGCGGGGCCGGGUGGUGGUGCCUGUGCCGGCCCAGAGAAGAAGGUUGGCGUGCCGAAUGGGAUGGCGCCAGGGUACCAGGAGCGGGAGACGUGGACCCGGCAGAUGGACUUCAUCAUGUCCUGCGUGGGCUUUGCUGUCGGGCUUGGAAACGUGUGGAGGUUCCCGUACCUGUGCUACAAAAACGGAGGAGUGCGGCACAAACCACGAGACGUCACCGUCACGGGAGACGAGUUCCAGGUGACACCGAGGUGGAACAAGAUCUUUAAGUCCCGACUCAUUCAGACCAUCGCUCUCUAUGGAAACACGUCCUUCAUGGUGGCCAUCGCCAUCCUCGUCUUUCUGCUCAUCGAUGCGUUCCGCGAGGUGAGGAAGUACAGCGUGACGGAGAAAGUGGACCUGACCAACAACCCCACGGCCAUCGAGCACAUCCACAUGAAACUGUUCAGAGCUCAGAGGAACGAGUACAUCGCCGGCUUCGCCCUGCUGCUGUGCCUGUUGCUGCGUCGCCUGGCCACUCUGCUCUCCCAGCAGGCCACGCUCAUGGCAUCCAACGAAGCCUUCAAGAAGCAGGCCGAGGGCGCCAGCAACGCCGCCAAGAAGUACAUGGAGGACAACGAGCUGCUGCAGGAGAAACUACGUGACGCCGGUCUGGAGGUCCCAGAGGGCGGGAAGAAAGGAGCAGGACCUCAGGAGGAGAACAAGAACCUGAAGGAGGAGGUGAAGACCCUGAAGGUAGAGCUCGACUCCUCAAAGAAAGCCCUGCAGAAGUCUGACAGCGACGUUCAUGCGAUGAAGAAACAGGCGGAGAAUCUGACGGUGGAGUACGACAGACUGCUGGAGGAGCACAGCAAACUGCUGGCGACUUCCGACAAGAAAUCCGACUGAGGACGACGACGACGACGACGACGGUUCCCGGCUUCCCACAUCUUCAUCAUCUUCCCCGUCCUCCGCCAACCUCUCUGCAGCUCCUGCAUCCCUCCACCAUAUCCCGCUCAGUGAUGUGAUGUCACUUCCUGUCUCUUGGAUUACAUCGCUGAGCUGUGAUUGGUUCCUUUCUGUUCGUCGGACCGUCUCAGCUCCAGCAGGAGAAGAAGAAGAAGAAGAAGAGAGUCUGUGAAUCUGUGGUGUGACUGUUUGUCUUUAUGUAUCAUGAAUCCCAUCAUUCCCGAGUCCAGAGAGAGAAACGCCAAACUGUUUCCUCCUGAAUCACAGAGAUCCAAAGUUUCUCAGACUCAUGCACUCCUGUCCCUGAACCACAUCAAAGAGUUCACAUUCGGACCAAAACCAGACCUCUGAAGUCUCCAGUCCUGGGCCACAUCCUCCGAGUCUAUUCCUGACAUCAUGAUCGAAUGUAAGAGACGGAUUCCCAGAGUGACCGAUGAACCUGCACGCCGAGGUCACUCUGAACCUCUCUGUUAUUCCAAACUGAUCAUGAUGAUAAACCACCAGGUCCAGGAGAGGUCCCAGUUGUCUUAAAACCUGAACCAGUACUUCACCCGCUUCAUUCACUCCUUAACACAGGACGUUAGCAGAAGCUCCAGUCGCCCCGUUUGUCAUCCUGAUACCCGGAUGUCUCUGCUCAGACUCUAACGUCUUCACUUCUGGUGAAGAGGUUCAGGUUUGACCUUCAGACCUUCAGCUCGGCCUGUUCUCACUGACCUGGUCCACGUUUGUGUUCAAAUCUUCUCUCACCGGUUCAGUCUGGUUUGUUUCUGUGGCUUCCUGUCUCGCUGCGUCUUAGCUUCAGAAUAAGAAAGUCCCUGACACCAGGUCUGUUUCCUCCUCAUGGUUUCAGUCUGGUGUCAGCAGGAGGUCUGCUGGACUUUCAUUAUCCCAUCGUCACCGUCAGGCAGAAACCUUUUCAACUCCAAAACCACGACUUAUAACAGGAAGUUAAAAAACAACCAAACACAGCGUGACCUUCAACCACGAGCUCCUGACUUCUGUCCGUCUGUUAUAUUUCAGAACGCAUGCUGACGGGCAGAGAGGAAGGACGAAAGCAUUCAUGGUUAGAAGGAGGGAACAUGGAGACACGAGGUUUCUGUGUGACGGAGACGAUGAGAGGAGCCGGUUUCAAAGCGCUGACUCGGUUAGAAAACGAUCGAUGAAGUCGCAUCGUUGUUUUGAAUUUGUGUACGACGUCUGUAAAGAUAAACGGUUUGGUUGGAGUGUUUCCUGUCCCUCGUUAAACACGCCUCUCAGACGUGUGGAGAGCAGCUGAAUGUGUGACUCUGCUCCGCUCUCUGUCUACUCUUCUUUUAUAUCCACGUUCUCUCCGCUCCUUCAGUCCUGCAUGGAAACACUUCUCUCUCUCUCACUCAGAGACUUUUCUAUUUCCUCGUUGACUCUCUGACAUCAUGGCGUCAGAGCGGCUCUCUGAAGCUGAAUGUGCUUCAUCAUUAUUAUUAUUAUUAUUAUAGUUUGAUUUUCAGGUUUUGGUCUCCACCUCUCUCCUCCGGGUGAUUCCGUCACGUGUUCGUGUGUCUCAGUUUGCUGUGAUGGAUAAACACCGUGUCGUAUAUCUCAGCAGGUUUCAUUAUGCUGGAUCAGAAACACGUCCACCUGACGGCUUCAGACCCUCAGACCUUCAGACCCUCAGACCUUCAGACCUUCAGACCUUCAGUUCUGAUUCAGUCAGACCGACUGUCGUUUCUUUAUCUCACGUGUUUCUGAAGGAAACCUCUGCGGUCAGUAAACGUGUGCUUUGAGUUGUUAAACCUGUAGGGGGCGCUGUUCACAGGGGUCCUCAGAGGUGGACUGUAUCUGGACUCAUCUGUGCUGAAAUAAAAACCAAUGAAGCGUC